Molecule: messenger RNA, 2969 nt
Organism: Maylandia zebra (zebra mbuna)
Lineage: Eukaryota; Metazoa; Chordata; Actinopteri; Cichliformes; Cichlidae
Source: RefSeq, a predicted model, not a curated record
CCAGUCACGGGUGGAGCUGUAUUACUGUAAUAGUUGAAUUACGUCAUACUGCGCCAUAUUAUAGUGUCCAGAAAAAAGGCUGACCAAAAGCAUAGCUCGAUUUUCCGGAACAGUUGACGCAGUUUCGCUCCCUGCCGCUGGUAGCAGGGCAGUCACUUUCAAACAUUUACAGGAGUAAAGUCGAGCUUCUUCCGCUUUACAGCAGAUUAACGUCGAGUUUUCUCUCUGUAGUGGCCGGGCUGGAGAGGAGAAGAGCUGCUGGAGCAGAGCACUGGUGCAGAUCUGGAGCCGAAGAAGUGUGCGCUGGAAAGUGCAAAAAGUGAUAUUGUAGCAAAUAAACAAAGGCAAAACGCACGUUUCUGCAUCAUGUCGGUGUUUUGGGUUACAGUGGUGCUGAAACCCAAGCUCCCCAGAUGACCCCCAAGCAAUUCUGGAGGUGUUCCAGGCAACCACGGUCGCAUACUAGUGGAAGCCCAGGUGGCGGCGCUGAGCCUUCUCACAACAGUGUACGUGUCCUUUCUGACGUUAGGAGAGCCAUCGUGGACUGAUUGGGGCCCUCCCCUGAGGACCAUCAGCGCCCCUUCCAGAUGGGAUGGGAGGACUGGCCCUUGGCGUUCAGGAGGCUGCAUGGCGCUGCAGCACUGUUUUGAGAGUGUUUUGCAGUUAUGUUCUGCCAUACAAAUCUCAUGAAGCAUCACUUUGAAACGCAGGCUGGUGUGAUGGUGUGUUCGCACCACUACAUGUUACCUGAGCACGAAAGACAAAUUGUGCAAAACGAACUGGCAGAAAUGUUAAAGCUGGAAAUAGUAGAAGAGUCGCACAGUGCUUGGUGUAGCCCCAUAGUUAGGUCUAUGUGGUUCUGUGUGAAGUAUUGCAAGAUGAACGAAGUGCCACCGUUUGAUGCCUACCCAAUGACCCAGGUCGACGAGCUCCUGUGUACAUCAUUGACUGCCCCAUUGUGUACAUCAGCUGAAAAUUUUCGGAGCAUGAGGCCAGGUACGGUACAUUAGAAAAGGAGUGCCUGGCCAUCUGGUGAGCGGUCAACUCCCUAUUUCUGUAGCGGCAGGGCCGGAGAUAAAGAGAGCUGCUGGAGCAGAGCACCGGUGCAGCUCCGGAGCUGGAGCAAAAUUCGCUGGAACGUGCAAAAAGUGCUAUUAUACAAAGAAAAAAACGACAAAGCACAAGCUUCUGCGUUGUGUCAAAUCCUUUGGGUUACAAAUCGGUAUUGAGGGAAUUAGAUUUUUUAUUUUGUUAUUUGCACAAGUUAAAUAAAUGUUUUGUCUUAACACUUCAAUGAGUUCAGCCAUUUCUCCACAGCUGGGGCCUUAAUGUGAUUCAGACUAUGUUCAUUUUUUUCUACUCUUCUCUCUUUCAGUCUCCAGGAUCUACAGGCAGGAUGUCUGUCACUGUGUCCAAGGCUGAUGGAGUCACUAUACUCACCUUGACCUCUGACCCUAAUAGCCCUUGGCCUCCUCUGUGCCAGAUCCUCAAGAACCUUUGCAGCAGUCCAGUGUGCUGCAAAGUGUCUCAGCACCUGAGGCGCCUCAAAAGACCUUCUGAGAUAGUGCUGGGGACUCUGCAGAUUAUGAUUGGGCUUCUCAAUGUUGUCCUCGGAUCAAUCCUUAUAAGCCAACACGAUGGAUCAUGGACCAUGAGUUAUACCGGCUAUCCUUGUUGGAUGGGAGGGUUGUUCAUCAUGUUUGGAAUUGUCAGCAUUUUGUCUGACAAGUAUCCAAGUCCAUGUCUGGUUAUCGUCAAUGUGAUUCUGAAUCUGACUGGCGUUGCUUUUGCCAUUGCAGCUAUUGUGCUGUAUAGCAUCAGUGUAUCUAAUCUAUAUUGGCCGGAAAUGUGUUAUGAAUGCUACGGCGGCAAAACAGUAAUUAUGAUGCUCUACAGAAGCAUCAUUGCUGUGCUAAUUGUGCUGUCAGUCCUGGAGCUCUGCGUCACCAUCAGCUCAGUCGUCUUGGGGAUCAAGAGUCUGAAGAGCAAAGAAAAGGGACAAACCAAGAGCACUGAUGACCCAGAGCUCUACAAACCACUUCUCGAGGAAGUUACCACUAAGCCUACAGUCUGAAUGUAAUAGUGCUGUGAGGAAUUGUAAGCAUGUGCCUUCAUAGCUUUGACUCUGUACUACGACUAUAUUGGUCCAUGUUACAUAAAAAUAACGGAAUCUGUUGCACGUUUCAUCAGCAUUUGACUACAGACGUGAGGGCUGUAGGUCUUUAGUCAUUGAAGCUGAGGCACUGAGGCAACACUGUCUAUAUACUUUUGGCAGUGAUGUUAUUAUUUUAGUUGUGACCAUCAUGGAUGCAAUGUGUUUUAGUGGCGAAAGCAAUCACUUCUAACAUUAUAACUAUGCUUAAAAAAGUGAUCACAUUUUUAAGCAUAGUUAUAUUUAGAAUAAACUUAUUUAAAAUUUUAUAAUGAUAUCUAAUUUGAAGCCAUCUCUAAGCUUAUGAGAUCAUGCAUAUACUGUAUAUAGAUCCAUGAUGUCAAGAGAUGGGUUAUGAAGCCUUUUUGUGAAGCUGUGGGCUGAGUGUUUUCGUCAUCGUAGUGUUUUGAAAUGACUCGAGAGUUUUCAAAUUUCGUCUCCUUUAUUAGUGCUAGUACGACUGGACUGAGGACGAUCUGCAGGGCAGUUUGGACAGAUACUAGAACCUUUUUGAAUGGUUUUGACAACUUCCCAUGCUGUGGAUUUUUGGAUGACAUGUAUAUCUAUACCCCAAGUGGAGGAGUUUAAGUAUCUCAGGGUCUUGUUCACAAGUAACGGGAGAAGGGAGCAGGAGAUCGACAGACGGAUUGGUGAAGCGGCCGCAGUACUGGUCUGUUGUGGUGAAGAGAGAGCUGAGUGUAAAAGGAAAGCUCUAAAUUUACCGUUCGACCUAUAUCCUUACCCUCACCUAUGGUCAAGAGCUGUGGGUAGUGACCGAAAGAACGAGAUCGCGGAUACAAGCAGCAGAAAUGGGCUU